Messenger RNA from Dreissena polymorpha, 1747 nucleotides. Its product is annotated as 26S proteasome non-ATPase regulatory subunit 13-like. Gene Ontology annotation, molecular function: structural molecule activity. The record is from RefSeq and is a predicted model, not a curated record. Gene Ontology annotation, biological process: ubiquitin-dependent protein catabolic process. The coding region runs from base 71 to 1207 and encodes 378 amino acids. Gene Ontology annotation, cellular component: cytosol; proteasome regulatory particle, lid subcomplex; nucleus. The transcript is spliced from 12 exons. NCBI's taxonomy places the organism in Eukaryota, Metazoa, Mollusca, Bivalvia, Myida, Dreissenidae.
AUAAUGUCCCUUGGAUGCUCUCCACUAAAGAGAAUUAGUGUAGACUUCCGCCGGUUAACAAGCAAGCAAAAUGCCGAAAGACGUUGGAGCUUAUUUAGCGGAACAACAGAAGAAAAGUUCUGGUGAAAUUGCAGCAGAAUGGGGAAAAUUCGAAGAACUUUACAAUAAAAAAUUAUGGCAUCAGCUAACUCUGCGAGUGCAGGCCUUUGUGAAGAAUCCUAUAUUCAGCAAAGGAGAAGGAUUGAUUAGGAUGUACGAAAAUUUCAUAUCCGACUUCGAACACAGAAUCAAUCAUCUUGCCUUAGCAGAAAUUAUAGUGUUUGUUGUUCGCCAAAUACAAGAUCCCAAGCAGGCUGUAGAUUUCCUGGAGAAGAUUAAAGAGAAGGUGAAGGCCACAUUUGAGGCCAAGUUGCUCUGUAUGAUCGGUAUUGGGACCAUCAAACUGCGAUGUAAAGACCUAGAUGGAACUAAGGUGGUGGUGGAGGAGAGCCAGGCCCUCCUGGACACUCUGGACGGCAUCUCCACGGUACACAGCCGCUUCUACGAGCUCUCCAGUAACUACCACAAGCUCAUGGGCAACCAUGCCGAGUACUACAAAGAGGCUCUGCGCUUCCUGGGCUGCACCCCCCUAGAGUCUGUACCUUCCAAUGAGCAUGCAGAGCGAGCAUUCAACCUGGGCCUGGCUGCAGUGCUGGGAGAGGGGGUGUACAACUUUGGAGAGCUGUUGGCCCACCCUAUACUGGAGUCCCUGCGAAGUACAGACAGAGACUGGGUGGUACAGUUACUGUAUGCAUUCAACAGUGGCAAUAUCAGCAAGUUUGAUGAACUCAAGAAAUUCUGGGGGCAGCAGCCUGAUCUUGCUGCAUGUGAAAUUGUGAUGAGACAGAAAAUCUCACUACUCUGCUUAAUGGAGAUGACAUUUAAACGGCCAGCCACAAACAGGAAUUUAACAUUUGAAGAAAUUUCUUCUGAAACCAGAUUACCAGAAAAUGAGGUUGAGAUGCUGGUCAUGAAGGCAUUGAGUCUGGGCCUGGUGAAGGGAACCAUAGACGAGGUGGACCAUCGUGUGCACCUCACCUGGGUACAGCCCAGAGUCCUCGAUGUCAAUCAGAUCUCCACGAUGCAGUGUCGUCUCCAGCAGUGGUGUGAGGACGUGAGACAGAUGGAGAGACUGCUAGAGGUCAAGGCUCACGACAUUCUCACGUAGUCAUGGCAUCAGUGUCUCUAUAGUGAUGUUCUUGAGGAUGACUGUGAAUUUACGUAUUUACUGUAGACAAGAGGGAUUGCUUGUGGAAUUAGAACUGUUUUUGAGAAUGCAUUAUAAAACAAUCCUGUGUUUGGCUUUAAAUCACUGUUUAAGAUGGGAAUUAUUGACCUUGAUACACACAAAGAUUGCCCAUUUCAAUACAGGAAUUGUUACAAUUAGACUCUACAUGGAUAAUACACUACAAACUCUUAAAUAUUUUAUUUCACAAACAAAUAAGUGGUUUAUUCCAUGCAUCUGCUUGAAUAAGAUUCAAGUUAAACUUAUAAUAGGUGAAUUAAUCCAUUGUAAUUUCAGUUUAUGUUUCACAUCCAAUGGAGUGAUUCCAAUGGUUAAGAACAUGAUUUUGAUAUAGAGGGCCUUACCAUGUUCAGGGAUACUAAAACAAGCAGUGUCUACAGGUCUGUAAAAUGUGUUAAGGCAUUUUCAUCUAUAUUGUUCAUUUAUAUAUUUACAUUUUGAUGGAAUAGAAGUUUAAAACUU